Molecule: messenger RNA, 1021 nt
Organism: Pyrus x bretschneideri (Chinese white pear)
Lineage: Eukaryota; Viridiplantae; Streptophyta; Magnoliopsida; Rosales; Rosaceae
Exons: 5
Coding region: 148-792 (214 amino acids)
Biological process (GO): regulation of root meristem growth
Molecular function (GO): growth factor activity
Source: RefSeq, a predicted model, not a curated record
UCCAUGUCUGAACCCUAGCUUGUACUUGGGUUUGAACUCUCUCUAUAAAACCCACAUUAGUCUCUCCAAGUUUCCUCUCUUUUUGUUGUCAAUCUAAGAUCACUACCGUUUUGCUAGAAGGUUAAGGCUAAGAAGAAACUAAACACAAUGACGCUACAGCUUACAAGCUUGGUAGUAGGGCUUCUUUUUGUUAUGCAUGCCCUAGGCCAGUCUAGCACUGCACAUGCUCAUCAAGGUAAAGGAGAUAUUUCCGUGACUGGGAAACAUGCAGUAUUGCCUGAUCAAAAGGAACCAAAUGUUGAUGGAAUUUCAAUAGCUGGGUCAAGGAUGAUAUGGCUUGGAGGAAGGAAAAUGGUGGCACACAAAGUGUUAAGGAAAUUAGAGCCAACAAGACCAGCUGGGCAGCUGAAUGAAGAGGCUAGUACCACCUUCAAGAAUUCAGGCAAGGAUAAUUCUAAAGCUUCAAGCAAUUCCCAUGGAAAACCUCAAAACAAAUUAAACCAAGAUGAUAUGAAGACACUGGAGCUGACAGCAUUGAAAAGUACUUCUGCCGGUAGUUUGGAAAUUCCCAGAGAUCUUAAACCAAAUCACUCCCAAAAUUUCAAGACAAAGCGGCCAACAACCAAGGCUCCAAAGAUUACAACUUAUGACGAAAAAGAUGAUCAUAAGUUGACAGAUGAAGCAAGAAGGCUUCUUAAGGCGACAAGAGAGAUAGUAAACCUGAUGCAUAAAGAUUAUCACCGAAUGGGAAGCCGCAAGCCGCCGAUACAUAAUUUUGAGCCACGGGCUUGAGAUUGAGUAGCACUCAAUCUUUUUCAAACGUACGGGUUUAGCUGGCUAGGCUCACAAUUUUGCCCACCUAGGAAUAUCUACAGAUCAGUCCACUAUAGCUAGCCUAUAUAGAAUACGGUGUAUUACUAAUUACUGUGUGUUUCUUUAAUUUAUUUUCUUUGUUUUUAUCAAGCUUAGGAAACUAUAACAAAUAGUGCUCUGAAAUAAAAGUGUGCAUGACUUCAUAUCA